AUAAGGGACACCGUCUUCUGCAUCAAAACUUCUACUUUCCUUUUCACCACCGCCUACCUCAACUUGCCCAAAGGCUACGACAAACGAAAGCAUGUCGGACACCCUUGUAGAGGAGCUAAAAGACAAAGUCGUCAUUACUGACGAAGAGGUCGAUGUCUCAGACGUGGAAGAAAAGUUCCGUGUCCCUAAACCCGCCGGAUAUGACACUAUUGUUGUAAUCCAAGGUGCUCCUGUGGUAGAUGAGUCGAAGAAGAAGGAUUUCUUCCGUUUCUUAACGACCAGAGUAUUUGCAAAGAUCGGCAAGGUCAAGGAGAAUGGUUUGUAUAUGCCUUUUAACGAUGUUAACGGCACUUCAAAGUCGAUGGGUCUGGUUUUCGCCGACUUUGAAAAUGUGGACGCAGCAGACUUGUGUGUGCAAGAACUGGACGCCAAGCGUAUUGACAAGAGUCAUGUGUUCGCUGUCAGAAAGCUGAACCAAUUGGAAAAGGCUUUUAACACACCUGAAGAGUUUCACUUCGAAGAAGGUGAAUAUCAUGAACGCGAACACUUGCGUAGCUGGCUCGCCGAUUACUAUGGACGUGAUCAAUUCAUCAGCUAUGCCGGUAACACUGUCACUGUGAACUGGAACCGCAAAAGCGAUGUUCCUGAGCAAGUUGUCAGUCGCGAGAACUGGACGGAAACCUACGUUCAAUGGUCUCCUUUGGGUACAUACCUUGUAUCUCUCCAUCUCCGUGGUAUUCAACUUUGGGGUGGUGCCUCUUGGAAGAUGUGUGCUCGUUUCUUGCAUCCUUACGUGAAGUUUGUUGACUUUUCUCCUUCUGAGAAAUAUUUGGUUUCGUACUCCUACGAGGUUGUGAAGUUGCCUCCUAUUGGACACCCUGCUCGUGAGACUAUGCCUUUCUCCGACGCUGAUGAAGGCAAGAACUGCUUCAUCUGGGAUGUUCAAUCUGGUCGCAUUUUGCGUUCUUUUAAGAUUGCUCCCGGUGGUGACGUGAAGGACCCUAAGAAGGUUGUCUGGCCCAUCUUCAAGUGGUCUGCCAACGACAAGUACCUUGCUCGUAUGACCCCCGGUCAAUCUAUUUCUGUGUACGAGACUCCCUCCAUGGCCUUGGUGGACAAGAAGGUUAUGAAGAUUGAGGGUGUGCAGAGUUUUGAGUGGUGCCCCGUCGACGACGUUGUUGCCGAUAAGUCGGAACAAUUGUUGGCUUACUGGACACCUGAAUUGCAAAACCAGCCUGCCCGUGUAGCCUUAGUCAGUAUUCCCAGCAAGGCUACUGUUCGGACAAAGAACCUGUUUAAUGUUUCCGACUGUAAGCUCUACUGGCAAUCUCAUGGUGAUUAUAUGUGUGUGAAGGUUGAUCGUCACACGAAAACGAAGAAGUCUACCUUUUCUAACCUUGAAAUCUUCCGUGUCCGCGAGAAGAAUACCCCUGUUGAAGUCAUCGACCUGAAGGAGGUUGUUUUGAACUUCGCCUGGGAGCCCAAGAGCGACCGGUUCGCCAUCUUUUCCGCCAACGACCAGAGUUUAGGCUCGCCCAAUCUCAAAACAAACCUGAGUUUCUAUGGUCUUGAGAAGAAAAAGAAUACCCCCAGUGUUUUCCGUCACAUUGCCACUUUUGAGAAGAAGUCCUUGAAUUCUCUGUUCAUGAAUCCUAAGGGUCGCUUCUUGGCCGCGGCUACUCUUGGUUCUUCCACUCAGUAUGAUCUUGAAUUCUAUGACAUGGACUUUGAAAGUGAGAAGAAGGAGAAUGAAAACCUUGCCAACAUUCAACUUAUUGGCAGUGCCGAGCACUUUGGCAUGACCGAUAUCGAGUGGGAUCCUAGUGGACGUUACCUUACCACUAGCAGCACCAUCUGGAGACACAAACUUGAAAACGGUUACAGAAUUUGUGACUUCAAGGGCACAACCUUGCGUGAAGAGUUGGUAAAUGAUUUCAAACAAUUUAUCUGGCGUCCUCGUCCUCCUUCUCCUCUGACGAAGGAAGAGAUGAAGAAGGUCAGAAAGCAGUUGAAGGAGUACAACCGUCUCUUUGACGAGGAAGACAUUGCAGAAAAGAGUAGUGCCAAUCGUGAGCUUGCUGCCCGCAGACGCCGUCUCAUCGACGAUUGGGAGGCCUAUAGACAAAAGGUUACUGCCCAAGUCGCCGAGGAACGUAAGGCUUUGGGACAAACUGGUGUCGCUGAUGCUGCUUCUGCUGAAGAGGUUAUUGAAGAAACGAUUGAGGAAGUCGUUUCCGAAGAAAUUAUUCCUGUUGACGAGUAGGUGAUUCCUCCGGGCAAAGUUUUUGCGUUUUAUCGUCGUACAUGAUUUACUACAUUUGGGUGUUUACGAGUCAUCAUCGUCCGGUAUAUCUAUAGAAGUUGUGCUUGGACCUUUCGGCUGUUCCGGUCUUUGAGUGCUUGGGCAAGUUGUUUCAAUCGCACAAGGAUUUUCUGUAAAAAAAAUAAUCAGUUCCUUCCGAAGAGACAGAAGUGUAUGCGUAUUGGGGGGAUAUGAGAGUGUUGUGGCAUAUUGUUUUAGUAUUAAUCGUUUCCGU
This is a messenger RNA of Schizosaccharomyces japonicus yFS275, 2537 nucleotides long. RefSeq names its product translation initiation factor eIF3b. Gene Ontology annotation, cellular component: eukaryotic translation initiation factor 3 complex, eIF3m; cytoplasmic stress granule; cytoplasm. Gene Ontology annotation, molecular function: nucleic acid binding; translation initiation factor activity; translation initiation factor binding. The record is from RefSeq and is a predicted model, not a curated record. Gene Ontology annotation, biological process: formation of cytoplasmic translation initiation complex; cytoplasmic translational initiation; translational initiation. The transcript has a single exon. Bases 92 to 2263 code for a protein of 723 amino acids. Lineage: Eukaryota; Fungi; Ascomycota; Schizosaccharomycetes; Schizosaccharomycetales; Schizosaccharomycetaceae.